AUGACUUCCCAGAAGGGGGAUGACGAUGGCAAGAAGAGCAUUGCUCUCUCCCAGACGGACGGCGAGGUCGCUGAUGUGACCUAUGACCGGAUGCCGGAAUCUCUUCGCCAGUACAGCGCUGACGAGAUGAAACGCCUCGAGAAGAAGCUUGUCCGCAAGAUCGACCUGGUUAUCCUUCCCAUCGUUGGAAUUCUAUACAUUUUGAACUACAUCGACCGUCAGAACCUUGCUGCUGCCAAGUUGCAUGGUAUCACCGACGAUCUUCACAUGACAACGGAGCAGUUUGCCACUGCGAUCUCUAUCUUAUUCGUCGGAUACCUUCCCUUUCAAAUCCCUAGCAACCUCAUCAUCACCAAGUUGUCCCGACCCGGCUUAUACAUUUGCUGCGCCGUGGUGCUUUGGGGCAGUAUCUCUGCAGCGACUGCAGCUGUGAACACCUAUUCGCAGUUGCUUGGCGUUCGUGCUAUUCUCGGUGUUGCCGAAGCUGUUUUCUUUCCAGGUGCUAUUUACUACCUCUCUGCGUGGUACACCAAGACCGAGCUCGGAAAGCGAAUUGCCAGUUUGUACAUUGCGCAGCAAGUCGGUAACGCCUUUGGUGGUCUCCUCGCCGCUGCUAUCCUCCAGUUGGAUGGCCGUCACGGAAUCCGUGGCUGGAGGUGGCUUUUCAUCAUUGAAGGUGUGGCUACGGUCGGAAUAGGUCUGAUUUGCGGCUUCUUCAUGCCCGAAUUUCCUCACAACAGCCGUAUCCUUAACCAGCUGGAACGCGAUCUGGCAGUUUGGCGUAUCGAGUCCGGAGCCGGUGCAGCAGAGGGUACAGUGAAGGAAAGCGUUCUGAAGAGCUUCGCCAAGGCCCUUAAGGAUCCUAAGCUUCUACUGUUGAUCUUUUGCAACUUCCUUUCCCAGGCCCAGGGAUCUAUCGCCAACUUCUUCCCUACUAUUGUUGCCUCACUCAAUUACAACAGCACUCUUACCCUGGUGCUCACCGCGCCGCCAUAUAUCCUCGCUGCCGGUGUCUAUUACUUCAUCAUGUGGCACUCAGACCGCAAGAAUACGGCUUAUGUCCCCAUUUUGAUCUGCAUUUCUAUCGCUAUCGGAAUGUACAUCAUCCCAAUGGCCACCGUCAACAUUGGCGGAAGAUACUUCGCUAUGAUGAUGCUUCCAUUCGCCUCCGUCGGUCCCCAGCUUCUUCUCUACAAGACCAUCAACCUCCACCUGGCACGGCCUGUGGCCAAGCGCGCAGCUGCUUCCGCUCUGGUCAACGCCAUCGGAGGCACAGCCAACAUCUGGUCGUCCUACCUGUACUUUGGCGCUCCCCACUUCUAUGCCGCCUUCGGUACGCUCAUGGGCUGUGCUUUCAUCUUCAUGUUGACCAUCACUUUCUACCGCUGGUACAUCCUGCGCGAGAACAAGCGUCUUGAUUCUGGUGAGCCAGAGCAGAUUGCCAAGGUCAUCAAGGGAGGCGUCACGGAGGAAAUGGUCCAACUCGGGUGGCGCUACGAGAUGUAUUGA
Messenger RNA from Clonostachys rhizophaga, 1509 nucleotides. The record is from the annotation of a GenBank genome assembly. Lineage: Eukaryota; Fungi; Ascomycota; Sordariomycetes; Hypocreales; Bionectriaceae.